AUGCCGCGGCUACGAACAUCACGAUCCACGCCCCCUCCAGAAGGAUUCGAGGAUAUCGAGCAGAUCCUCGACGAAUACGAGCGCAAGAUGCGCGAUGCCGAGGCGGACGACUCGCAGAACAAGCGCAAGGUCGAGACGCUCUGGCCGCUCAUCCAGAUCAACCACACGCGCUCGCGAUACAUCUACGACCUCUUCUACAAGCGCGAAGCCAUCUCGAGAGAGCUAUACGACUGGCUGCUAAAGUACCAAUAUGCAGAUGCAAAGUAA
Messenger RNA from Moesziomyces antarcticus, 267 nucleotides. RefSeq lists its product as uncharacterized. Lineage: Eukaryota; Fungi; Basidiomycota; Ustilaginomycetes; Ustilaginales; Ustilaginaceae. The record is from RefSeq and is a predicted model, not a curated record. Gene Ontology annotation, biological process: mRNA splicing, via spliceosome. Gene Ontology annotation, cellular component: nucleus; spliceosomal complex. The transcript has a single exon. Bases 1 to 267 code for a protein of 88 amino acids.